Armigeres subalbatus is the source of this 4598-nucleotide messenger RNA. RefSeq lists its product as uncharacterized. The transcript is spliced from 3 exons. The coding region runs from base 924 to 2096 and encodes 390 amino acids. The record is from RefSeq and is a predicted model, not a curated record. Lineage: Eukaryota; Metazoa; Arthropoda; Insecta; Diptera; Culicidae.
AAGCAAAAUUCCAAUUUUAGUGCCUCAUAUCUCCGAUCUCUCUUUUUUGGUCGUCGAAGGGUUCUCGUGUGUAUUUGUCUGCGAUGUCUGCGUUCGAAUGGCAGCCGCAGUCGCGUUCGAUGUGCUUGCGGGGUAGAGUCGAAAAUUGAAAUACGUGCUACAGAAGGUGCAAAGAACCUCUUAUUCUAAAGUGCAAAAUCUCGUGCAUCGCGGAGCAGCGACCUCUAGGUCGCCGUAAACGUCAAGUGAAGUUGAGCUAGCAAAAGUUUUCAAGCAGCCACUAGAGAUGUGAAAGUUAAAAAAAGACACUGCUGGGUGAACAGUUUCCCUAAUUUGACAGAUAGCCGGUUCGUGAAAAGGGUGCCAUAUCGUCUUCCACUUCGAAUCAGUUUCUCCGAGAGAGCGAGAAAAAACAACACUUCACCGUUAUAAAAUGAUAAACUUUCAGAUACAAGCGGCAAAGUUGGUGCAGUGAAUAUUAAACAAAAACAAAACCUCAUUGACAUUCUGCUGUGAGUGACACGGUGUACGGAAAGCUGCUAAAGUUUCAAACCCACAGACCAGCAGCAGCGAACAACGGUUUUUUGGUAGAAGUUCCAAAACAAAAAUCCAGCAAAAACUACGAACUGAUCUUUCUGGUGUCAAGUGCAAUGCUUGGACGAUAGAGCACAAGUGAGUUUGACAAGUGACAAGCGAAAUUUCUGCGCAAAGUAAAAGCAAAUACAAUAUCAAAAUCGAAUGGCACUCGUGACAGAUGUGCAAUUGGAAAUGAUGUUAAUCUAAUCGGAUUCCGCAACAACUUUCGUCGAGAGUGCUUUCAAAGUUGUUAAACAGAUAUAAUCAUCGGAUGAUCCUCAGAUAAUACGUGUGCAGCAAUAUAUAAAUACCAACUAGAAGAUAAGUCUUCUAAUCAACUCAUAAAAAUGACUUCCGUAAAAGAUACGGCGUCUUUCUUCGUAAACGGCAGCUCGAAUCAGUUUGACUUUGUUCUAGCUCUGUACCCGCAAGUCCUCAAACUAAAAGCACAGAACAAAUGUAAGAAACCAGAAGAACUCAUCCGGUUAGACGACUGGUACCAAAACAAGCUUCCACAGUUGAUUAAAAAGCGCGGUAAAGAGCGCUUCUUGGUGCACGAGGAACUAGUCCAAACGAUGAAAUGGAAGCAAACGCGUGGCAAAUUCUUUCCACAGCUGUCUUAUCUGAUCAAAGUCAACACUCCACGAGCCGUACAAGCGGAAACCAAGAAAGCAUUUAAGAAACUGCCUAAUCUCGAGCAAGCAAUCACUGCACUGUCAAAUCUUAAAGGUGUCGGCACGACAAUGGCGUCGGCUCUGCUAGCCGCUGCCGCACCCGAAACUGCCCCCUUCAUGGCCGACGAAUGCUUAAUGGCCAUCCCGGAAAUCGAAGGCAUUGACUACACUACCCGCGAGUACAUGAACUUCGUGCAGCACAUCCAAUCCACGACGGAUCGGCUGAACGAGGAAGUGCACGGCCCGGUCAGUAGUUCCAAGGAUUCCGACGGCAGCAACGACGAAGACAGCGCCGAUGAGCCCAAAAUCCAAAAGAAAUGGUCCCCGCACAAUGUCGAGCUUGCUCUCUGGACGCACUACGUUGCACGGGAGCUACAACCGGAGUUACUGGACGACAUGCCCGUAGCUACGCAGGGUAGUAAAAACAGCUACUCCCGAAACCCGGCCACUGCCGUCGCACCGAAGACAGCCACCCCCACGAAUGGUGCCUCGUUACCGUCGUCCGGAAACAACACCAACAUCGAGGAACCGUCCGACGAGAGCAACCUGGACACCGAGCUCGGCAAAGCCACCUCGGACGAGUCCUCCAAAGACAACAACAAAUUCACGGACAGCUUGGACGAUUGCACCAAGUCCGAGGACAGCUUGGAAAAGCCCAGCACCACGGUAACCACCAGCAUCCGGAACAACAACAGCGAAGAGGUGAACGACAGUGACUCGCAAAGUAGUUCCAAACGGUCAUCGACGGGGGACGAGGAGGAUGAGGACGACGACGAAGAUGACGGCGAAGAUGGAGAAAGCUCGGGCGAUGGAGUUUCCACUGCCAAGAAGGCGAAGUUCGAGUAGGGUGAGGGAGCUGGUGUCGGGACAGGAAAACUUUUCUAAUUACAAUUAAGAGACAGAAGACGGCGGAGAAUGGAUGAAAACGACGAAGGUGAGCGCGACCGGAGGAAGAAUCACAAAUCAAAAUCAGUUAACAUAAUUAACGUCGUCGCGGUCAGUGUGCAGCACUUCCGAAAGGCUUCCCGGUAGCGGCGGAUCUUCGUUCAAGGUAAGUCCAGGGCUCCAGCAGGGAGGUGAGGAUGCGGGAAAUUCCUACAGCAGGAAACGCUGACACCGGAAAAGAACUAUGUACAAAUUAUGUUUAACUGAUUGUAAGUGGAAAAUCACGUAUAAUCCCAAUGAGCGAGAAGCAAUAUGGUGACGGGCGAGGUAAGCAAGGUACAUAGGCAGACGUUAUGGCUGAUUGGCUGAUACAUUCGUAGCAGGAGCAACCUGAUUAAAAGGAAACGUGGAUGGAGGGAAACUUUAAUUGAGAUAAAUGACCUGAUGCGAACCAUGGGCAUUUUAGUAGAUUCGACAGAUGAGGCAUGAUGCAAACGUGGAAAAGCAAGGAAAGCGUAGCACAUAAGAACAGAAGGAAGUUUUAUCAUUAGGAUUUAAUUGAUUGGUCAUUUUUCUGGAAGUUAGUGCAGGAACGGACUAUUGCAGACUGGUAUGUAUUGGUGGCAGUGAUGGUUUCAUGUUUUUUUCCACGUGUAUUCUUCAACUUUAUUAGAUCUCCAUCACAUGUAUUUGGUAAAUGAAGAAGGUGUUCAACUUUUGUAAUUUGAUAUAUGCGAAAAGUUUCUGAUCUAAAUGCCAAUAGCAUAUGAGAUGCAAACUGGUUUCGAUAUCAUGCAGGAAUGGUGGUAUCGUCUCUAUCAUGAAGAAAGAGUAUUCGAAAGAUUUAAGAGAUUAACCUUCGGAUCACGACUAAUCAGAGUAUUGUAACCAAUAAUACUGAUUAUAAGUUUAAAGACAGGGAUUAAAUUCGAAUAGAAAUGUAAAAAUCUACCAAUCAUUAUUUCUGUAUAUGUAAAGGGGGGGUUGAUGCAUUUGAACUUGUUUCACACAGUUUUGCGAAAGAUGUGGUAUGUCGACGCCUUCCAUCAUAAUAUAUCCCUGGCAGGGGCUAAUCUGAUUCUGUUUUUUGCACAAUUGUAUCAGGUUGCGAUAAACUUGGCUUGUAAUGAUUGAAGAAAUUUUGCAAGGUUUUUAUGAACCAGUUGCAAGCUCAUUCGUCGUAACAAAAUCUCGGAAGCCUUUAAAAGCCUACUGCGACUGCCACAAUCUCCAUCUAUCUGCCUUGAACAAUCCUGUACACAACGCGCCCAUGUGAAAGCCUUCUGUUCCAAACCGUUCUUUUUUUACACACCUCACCACAGCAGCGCUUGCGAGGGCACAUUCCAACUCUUGACAGCGAUCUUCGUUUUUCGUUCAAAUGGAACACAAAAAUAAACCACUGUGUAGAAACCUAUCCGUACAUUUUUAAAUAUAGUCAAAAUCAAGCAACAAAAAAUCUAAAAAUAAAUAAACUAAAUGUUUUGGAUCUAAUUCAAAAUUGUCCGAGUCUAACCAACUCCUGUUUCAGUUUCAUGAAAGUUAUUUGACAGUAAAGGAGAUUCUCGUAAUAGAAUGUUAUUAUUUAUUUGUAAUAUUAUUAUUAUCACUGUAUUGUAAUCGAUGCAAAAGUUCUUAAUUAUCACUCACAGUCUUAUCAAGAAAGAGAGAUGGAAAAUAAAGAGAGGGACUGCAGGAGAAAAUUCAUAAACAUUUAUCUACUAUCAGAACAGACUACCAGAAUUUAGGAACAGCAAGUAGCGACGAAAAAAAUAUUCUAGUAUUAGUUGUCGUUUUAGUUUUUCCCGUACAUGUUUAUAAAAGCAAAGGUAAUUAUUAAGGAAAACUAUACGAAACACAUGUUACAAAACAGAAGAAACAUAAAAAUGACAGUUACUGACUAACACCAUCCCAAAAAAUAAAACAAACAUAUACAAGCCAAGAUUGAAAAUCAUAGCUGAGUAGUAAAUCUGAUUGGGCAGAACAAGGAGCCGUGCAGCAGCAACAGUUAUUAGAGAACAAACUUUUACAAACACAGCUAUAAAUGAUGCAAAAACAAUAGUAGUAUCCCUAGUAGGGAUUAGUGAUCAAACCGAUACACAUAGAACAAAAAUAAAUCAGAAAUCAACAAUUAAAACAAUAUUGAAAGCAAGCGACAGCAAACCAAGCAGAAGAAAAAAAAGCAGAAACCACUAAUAGCCUUUAAUGAGAAAACAAAUAAUGAAGUACUUUAAUGAAUGUAAAGAGUAAGUAGCAACACAAUAUACUGGAAAUAAAUGAGACAAGAACCACUCCCAUACCCAAAACACACGCAUAGCACUCGUACACUCCUAUCCAUUACCAUUUCGAGGAAAGUAGCAUCUAAAACCCAACUGCAUACGGCAUCUAACAUAGGAUGGGAUGAAACUGAGAGAAGAUACAUCUUUACAGAUAGUGAAACUAAAUAAAUAAGCGAUUAUGAUACAA